Molecule: messenger RNA, 2215 nt
Organism: Symsagittifera roscoffensis
Lineage: Eukaryota; Metazoa; Xenacoelomorpha; Acoela; Convolutidae
Exons: 5
Coding region: 177-2120 (647 amino acids)
Source: RefSeq, a predicted model, not a curated record
UUCAGCAUCAGUUCAAACGAUUAUUGUCGUCGAAGAAGUUGAACUUCCGAAGAACGUCAUCUUUUCGAAAAUCAAAUGUCGUGGGACUACUAAUUUUGUUUACUAAUUUGAGUUUAUUUUAAAUUAUUUUUUACGAUUGAAUUUUUUAUUCGAUUAUUAUCCUAGUGGUGUUGAAAAUGGGUGUAGUCGAAUACUGGAAGGAGAAUCUGCCCCUGAUUAUUCCCCUCUUAGUUCUAAGUAGCCUCUUCAUUCUAUUCAUCUGGUUCUUCAUCUGCAGGCAGUUCAAAAAGAGUAUUGUGGCUAGCGCAACACGCUCACUUUACAAUCUCACCUCGAGUCCUAACCCAGCAGCCAACCAAUCAAACUCAACUAAUCGAACGAGCGGCAAACGCAGUCGUGCCAUAUCGGACGAAUCUGAACCAGGAUUCGAGUUGAUAACGUCAUCGCCCAACAACGCGAGAGGAUUACGAAGUCAGACGCCAGGUCGCAACUCGAGAAAUUACCGAGGGAAUAAAAUGCAGCUAAGCUCACAGUACGAUCUUUCGGGUCGAAAUUUUCCAAUCGGCGCUGGAUUUGAGUCGUACCCUGAAACUUCCGACUCGACAUUUAAUAACGCCGAGCAUAACUAUGUAACAUACGAGAACGAAGUGUUGCCAGUGAAUGUAUACCGCGUGGGACAUCAGCCGAGGCGGAGUCGUCGGGCGAUGUCGUCACAGUCGCACAAUCUGAGACGACACUCCUCGGGUAAUCAGAGGUUUAACAUCCGACGACAUGCAGUGAGUCACCCUAGUCAGAGCAGCUCUCAGUUGGAGUCCCAAUUUAUUCGCUUCCAGAACGGUGAAUCCGGUCAGUAUCCAGACUGCUUGAGAAGCAGUUUUACAGUUUUUCCAACUGGCAACCCUUUGGACCCAGAAGACACACUCGCCACCAGUGCAGCGCAACAUUCAAGGCGGAAACAACGAGAACGGGAUCUCCACACUCGAAUGCUGCAACAACUGCUACAGGAAAGAAACGCUCACGAUGGGAACCCUAUGGAUGUGGAGGAGAGAUUCCCGGGUGGGGGAUUUGGGGAAGUGGACUUCGGACUGACACCCGUGAUGGAGGAGAUGGGAGGGAGUGGCACACUUGUGGGAGGGGGUGGAUCUGGACUGGCUAGUUCUACUAAGAUCCAGGAGGGCCUCUUAGUCACAAAUGGGUCCAGGGGAGGAAGAGGGAGGGUGGAAACAGAAAUAACGGGACAGAUUGAACAAAAAAACCAAGUGAAGAGUGAUCUGAUGUAUCCUGUGCGGGGGAGAGGUGGUGUUGCAACGCUCGCAAGAGAGGGUGGGGGCGUUGGCGGAGGAUAUGGAGGUUCGGGAUACAUGAACAGAUACAGCACCCCUCUUCCCCCUGGCAGCCGUCCACCCAUGAUGGCGAUGAUGCGGAGGAACACCUCCAAGGCCUCCAGUGGAUUGCACUCUGUGGCCACUACUAACCAGUCCAGUCUGAGGACCCAUUACACCGACCACAAUGACCUCGCCCACUCCAUCUCCAGCAUAUCACUGAACUCCACCUAUUUGGAUUAUUUGGGGAGAGGGGGAGAUGACAGUACUCAUCACAUGGCAUCUAUUUACGACCAUUCACACCACAGAGCCUUGCCGAGACAUUGCUCCUCGGAUUCCGAACUAGAAGCCAUGACAGGGUCACGAAAGUCUAUGAGCCGCGCCUUCAACUUCCACCCAAUUGCAAUGGACACACCCCAGAUGACGAACUGUCACAAUUUCCACCACGUCCCUCAACGUGAUCAGCAACCACAGUUGGCGGGGGAUGAUCAAGCAGAAGUACAGGUGGCCGAAUUGGGACCCAAUGAGCGACGAGCAGAAAAUAACCACAUUAUGCAGAGAACAGGCAACACAUCACAGCAGACGCCGAGACGAUUCAGAUCGGAUCAGAUUUUGUAUCAAGGCCAGUGUCAACUCUCGGCAACUCCGGAUAGAAAUGGAACGAGUGAACAGCGAAUGGGAACCCAACUUGUUAUGGGGGACCAGAAACCGACUUUCAUAAUCAGGGGAAGUGAGAUCGCAGAAGGGACAGUAACUACGAACGAAACUGGGAGGGACGAAUCACACCAAUGGGUUUAGGAGAAACAGAUAUAACACUGUUUUUUAUAUACAUUGAAUUGAUCUCGAUGUUUUAUUGCAAUCUAGUAAUGGCAGGAAACACGCAUCUCGAAAAA